Messenger RNA from Austrofundulus limnaeus, 1899 nucleotides. The record is from RefSeq and is a predicted model, not a curated record. NCBI's taxonomy places the organism in Eukaryota, Metazoa, Chordata, Actinopteri, Cyprinodontiformes, Rivulidae.
AUGCAAGAAGCUGAUGGUGUAGAAGAUGAUGGUGUAGAAGGUGAUGGUGUAGAAGAUGAUGGUAUAGAAGAUGAUGCUGUAGAAGAUGAUGGUGUAGAAGGUGAUAAUGUAGAAGAUGAUGGUAUAGAAGAUGAUGGUGUAGAAGCUGAUGGUGUAGAAAGUGAUGGUGUAGAAGCUGAUGGUGUAGAAGAUGAUCGUGUAGAAGCUGAUGGUGUAGAAGAUGAUGGUGUAGAAGGUGAUAAUGUAGAAGAUGAUGGUGUAGAAGCUGAUGGUGUAGAAGAUGAUGGUGUAGAAGAUGAUGGUGUAGAAGCUGAUGGUGUAGAAAGUGAUGGUGUAGAAGAUGAUGGUGUAGAAGAUGAUGGUGUAGAAGAUGAUGGUGUAGAAGNAGAUGAUGGUGUAGACGGUGAUAAUGUAGAAGAUGAUGGUGUAGAAGAUGAUGGUGUAGAAGGUGAUAAUGUAGAAGAUGAUGGUGUAGAAGGUGAUGGUGUAGAAGGUGAAGGUGUAGAAGGUGAUGGUGUAGAAGGUGAAGGUGUAGAAGAUGAUGGUGUAGAAGCUGAUGGUGUAGAAGAUGAUGGUGUAGAAGAUGAUGGUGUAGAAGGUGAAGGUGUAGAAGAUGAUGGUGUAGCAGAUGAUGGUGUAGAAGAUGAUGGUGUAGAAGGUGAUAAUGUAGAAGAUGAUGGUGUAGAAGGGGAUGGUGUAGAAGGGGAUGGUGUAGAAAGUGAUGGUGUAGAAAGUGAUGGUGUAGAAGAUGAUGGUGUAGAAGAUGAUGGUUUAGAUGAUCAUGGUGUAGAAGAUGAUGGUGUAGAAGGUGAUAGUUUAGAAGCUGAUGGUGUAGAAGGUGAAGGUGUAGAAGAUGAUGGUGUAGAAGAUGAUGGUGUAGAAGCUGAUGGUGUAGAAGGUGAUGGUGUAGAAGAUGAUGAUGUUAAAGAAGAUGAUGGUGUAGAAGAUGAUGAUGUUAAAGGUGAUGGUUUAGAAGCUGAUGGUGUAGAAGCUGAUGGUGUAGAAGAUGAUGGUGUAGAAGAUGAUGGUUUAGAUGAUCAUGGUGUAGAAGCUGAUGGUGUAGAAGAUGAUGGUGUAGAAGCUGAUGGUGUAGAAGAUGAUGGUGUAGAAGCUGAUAGUGUAGAAGGUGAUGGGGUAGAAGAUGAUGAUGUUAAAGCUGAGGGUCUAGAAGCUGAUGGUGUAGAAGUUGAUGGUGUAGAAGCUGAUGGUGUAGAAGAUGAUGGUGUAGAAGGUGAUGGUGUAGAAGAAGAUGAUGGUGUAGAAGCUGAUAGUGUAGAAGAUGAUGGUGUAGAAGGUGAUGGUGUAGAAGGUGAUGGUGUAGAAGGUGAAGGUGUAGAAGAUGAUGGUGUAGAAGAUGAUGAUGUUAAAGCUGAGGGUGUAGAAGCUGAUGGUGUAGAAGGUGGUGGUGUAGAAGGUGAAGGUGUAGAAGAUGAUGGUGUAGAAGAUGAUGAUGUUAAAGCUGAGGGUGUAGAAGCUGAUGGUGUAGAAGGUGAUGGUGUAGAAGGUGAAGGUGUAGAAGAUGAUGGUGUAGAAGAUGAUGAUGUUAAAGCUGAGGGUGUAGAAGCUGAUGGUGUAGAAGAUGAUGGUGUAGAAGCUGAUGGUGUAGAAAAUGAUGGUGUAGAAGCUGAUGUUGUAGAAGAUGAUGGUGUAGAAACUGAGGGUGUAGAAGAUGAUGGUGUAGAAACUGAGGGUGUAGAAGCUGAUGGUGUAGAAGCUGAUGGUGUAGAAGCUGAGGGUGUAGAAGCUGAUGGUGUAGAAAAUGAUGGUGUAGAAGCUGAUGGUGUAGAAGAUGAUGGUGUAGAAACUGAGGGUGUAGAAGAUGAUGGUGUAGAAACUGAGGGUGUAGAAGCUGAUGGUGUAGAAGAUGAUGGUGUAGAAGGUGAUGGUGAACAAAUGUGA